Olea europaea var. sylvestris is the source of this 896-nucleotide messenger RNA. RefSeq lists its product as uncharacterized. Bases 128 to 796 code for a protein of 222 amino acids. NCBI's taxonomy places the organism in Eukaryota, Viridiplantae, Streptophyta, Magnoliopsida, Lamiales, Oleaceae. The record is from RefSeq and is a predicted model, not a curated record. The transcript is spliced from 4 exons.
UCUGUCAAAAUUUUAAUUCCUUAUUCUUUAUGCGUCUUUGCGUGCGUUGGGAACGAGAUAUUUGCAUCUGAUCUUUCAUUUUUAGAUAAGAAAAAAUUUCUAGAUAGAAAUCUCUAGCAAUCGUUCAAUGGCUGAAUCAAGAUCCAGCCGAGAAAAAGAAGUGAAAGCGCCCAAUGUAUUUGAGAGGGCAAAGGAAGAGUUUACGGCGGUUUUUCACCAUAUGAAACUCCCGAAUCGCCAUCGCAAGGAAACUCAUGGACUGCGUAAUGAUCUCGAUGCGAGUACAUCUAUGGGUGAUGUUAAGGCACCAAAUGCAUUUGAAAGAGCAAAGGAGGAAAUUGAGGCCAUUGUGGAGGCAAUUCAUCAUAAGAAGGAAUCGAAAAGCCACGGUUCAUCUUCAUAUAGUGAAAAUAGAAAUUCUGGCUCAGUGGAUCAUUUGGAAUCAAAGAAACCAGAAAUUUCUUCAGAGAAGGACGGGAAGGCACCAUAUCAUAUUAAACGGAAGAAGGAAGAGAUUGAGACACUGAUGCACAAAGGGAAGUCGCCACACCAUCAUCAUAAAGAAACUCAUGGAAGGAGUGACGAUAUUGAUGAAAGUACACCAAUCAGCAAAGUUAAAGGCCCAAAUGUGUUUGAACGAGCAAAGGAAGAAAUUGAGGCACUUAUUGGGACAAUUCACCCGAAGAAGGAUUCUGAUAAUGCUGUGCCCUCAACAAAGAAGAAAGGUGGUUUGCCAGUAUCUAUUGGAAGAGGGUUGGAAAAGUUUUGCUCUCCUCGCAGUCAUAAUAGGGAUUGAUAUUUUAAUUGUUAUGAAGAUUAGUUUUUUGAAAUUUACGUCAUGAAAACCACAUUUUAUGAAAUUUAACAGAGAAUAAAAAAUUCCUUUCAAAUUACAA